AUUAGUAAGAUGACAGUAUCUUUGUCAGUUUUGUCAACAAUUUUCUCACAAAAAUGCAGAAAUGUGUGGUGAAAUUAUUUUAAACAGCUUGUGCGACCUUAUUUUAUCGAAAUUUUAUUAAUUUUAAUGUUUUAUAUCAAUAAAUUUAAAGGUUAGUGCAUUCGUGAAAGUAUCUUUGUUAAUACUUUUGUUUAGAAACAGAUUCGUUCUAAUUAUUGUAUAUUUCUCUUAUCAAUUUAAUAAUGUAAGACUAGUUUAUGCUCCAAGAUGACCAGCAGGGGUUAUUAUAAUGAAGAAACUCCAUUUUUAUAUAACACGGGGGACGAACCGGCUGAAACGGAUGGCAUGGAAUGCCUUCAGCUGCGCCAAUCGACCGGACCAUUCCACUACCUUAUCAGCGAACAAGCGAAAUCUCUGGUCGCUUUGCAGGAGCUCCAGCAUGAGGUGGGGGCCCUGUUGGAGUUCCGCGAUCUCGUCAUCGAAACUUUCCCGAACCUCCGCAGUAAAUUGGCGUCUUCAACGCCGGCGACGAUGACGUCCCAUCACCAUUCCAACAUUCCCGUAUCGAUAAGACCGGGCGAUUGGACGCCGGGCGUAAGAGUGAGAAAGAAAAUAGGCAGCAAAGAGGAGAGGAAGAAAGUCGGAGAUACGGCGGUUCAGGAUUCCGGUUUUAGUACGGAAACGUCUAGUAAAGAAACGCACAGCGCUUCCUCGACGGCUCUGGCGAAUUCUUCGGCCGCUGGCGUUAUAGAACCGGACGAUAUAGAGGACGAACUUUGGAACCUUCUCGAUAUCAUACAUCGCAAAGGUACCAGAUUGAAAGAUGAAGCGGAAUUGCUGCAAGGCGCUAUCAGAAAUCGAAGCGAUCGACGAACCGACGGCGAUUCCUUCAACCGAGUUUUGUUUUCUUCGUGCCCUUCGUCGUCUUCGGACGUUCGAAAACUCCGUCAAGAACGGGAUCUGCUUCUGGAUCGAUUGGCGGAAAUGGAGGCCGAAGUUUUGGCCGGCAGGGUUCACACUUGCCGUUUGCAAGAGGACCUCGAAAAUUUGAUGUCGGCCAAACAAGAUUUGGAGGAACAACUCAAAGCUGUUAUCGAUCAAAGGGGCGAAGUAAAUUCGCGAAUUCACGAUCUUCACCUUCAGUUUGUGACUAAAAACGGUACCGGUGGUAGUACGCAGACGCCGGAAAGUGAAAAAUUUCUUAGGGACUCUUCGACAUCGACGGUAGCGAAUUGUAGUCAAAGGACUAAUCGAAAAAGUGUCGGGGUCCGUCAUAUCGAUUUAGUGUUUAGUGAUGAAAAUAUGCCGAAAGUAGCUGUGCCGGAUACGGAAAAAAUAGCCGCCAUUUUGAAAGAACGCGAUCCUUUAGUGUUGCAAAAACAUCUAUUGACGACUACCGUCAGAAACCAGGUUCUUAGAGAACAAUUAGAUACGGUGACUAGUAUAGAAGAAGGGCUAAGGGACAGACUAAAUAGGUUUAGGGAAGAAAAUGAAGACUUAAAAUUCCAGUUGGAAGAUCGAACGAUAGAACUGGAAGGCACCAGGGCGCGGAUACGUUUGCUGGAAGACCUCCGCAAACCCUCGAACAAAACCAGCUCGCCCGAUAUAAUCCCCGCUUUAGAUUCGACGCCUCCGGCUCGUCCCCAAUCGCGCACCGAAAUAUCUACGGCCAGUAUGAAGGCGAUGUGUCCUUUGAUAAUGAACAGUAUGAAAAAUUUGAAUUUGCAAUCGGAAAAUUUCGGCAGUCCCGAAUCGGUACGCGAUCGAUCUUCCGAAAAGGAUAAAAAGGACAUUGGCAAAACGAAACGACCCAGUAAGAUACCGUUGAAAAGUUACACGGCUCCGAAACCACCAGGAGGUAAACACAGCCCAGCACCGUCGAGCACGCGUUACCGCAACGGCGAUUCACCCUGUAGACCGCAUUCGGCACAAUCCUGGACCAAAACCAAAUCCGAAGCGAACAGUUUGAAUUCCAAAAGCAAUUCAUUAUCGAAAUCCCGGAACGGUUCCUUGGUAACAACUAAGGAUUCGUUAUCGGGAAAAUUGAGAUCGAGCGAUUCGUUCCAGAAGUUGAACGGUUCGGCGACGAAUACGUUCGGCAGGAACGUCCAGAAGAAGAGUUCGAGCGUUAGCGCCGCUAAUAAAAAGGAGAACAACACUCAAAGUGAUAAGAUUCCAGACUCAAAUUUAGCAAAAGAAAGAUCUCCGUCUCCAUGGAUUCUCUCUUCAUAUAACAGCGAUCCGGAUAUAACUCUGGAUCGGGAAUUGGAAACUGCCUAUCCAGAUUCUUUGGAUAGAAACGAUUGUUUCCGUUGCCCCGCCGCCGGUCCGGACCCCCUUCUGAAUGGGGGGGACGAGUUUUACGACAGCAUCGACGUUAACGUGGCUUCCAGUAUGUUCCAUAACGGGGGGGAAGAUAUGGCCGAGUGCGAUUCAUUGGAAGGGCAGCUGCUGUCGGAUUUUUUAGAAAAAAACUAAUUUUUGCGUCGAUUUUCAUCAUUUGCCUUUCGUUGCUGGCGAUUUUCUUCUGAGGGUAUGUAAAAUAAUCGAUAGUAUACAAAUAUCUCGAACGACCCUCGUAAAUCAUGUGAACAUUCCAUUUUUUUUUUUUUUUCAAAAUUAUGACUAACGUUACAAAAAAAUAAUUUUUCCUAGCGAUAAAUCGAUUUUAUUCAUAUACAGCGGUGGAUAGAAAAUUUUAUGUCACUUUUCGAACCGUCCUCGUAUAAUAGAAUUAAAUAUUCACUCAUAACGAUUAAUUUGUAUUUUUUUUUGUUUUUCGAAAAAAGUCUGUUUACUAUUCACCGUACUAAUUCGGAUAAUUAAUUUUGUUCUUAAGAUGGUUACACGCGCGCCGGUUUUUUUACCGGACGGUUUAAAAUCGUGUCGGGACGAAACCGGUUGCGUUUUUUUUAAUGUUUCGCCGACGGGACUUGAUGAAUUGGUGCUCGUAUAUAUUACGGAGGUGAAUGAAUGCGUCUGGUGUUUAUAUACAUAUAUAUAUAUAUAUAUAUAGUUUAUAUAUGCCUUAUUGAUACGAAAUUGUACGAGAUGUAAUAUGAUAUAUUUUUAGGUGAUAAUUAUUUAUUUUUCGCAAAAAUUUCGCUUUUUCUGCAAUUUCAGGAGGUUUUGAUUUUCGAAAAUUCACUAAAAGUCGAAAAAAGUAAAAAAAAAGUCUUUUUCGAUAAAUUCGCAUAUUUUCUUUAAUUUUAAUCACAAAAUUUCUCUUAUUUUCAAUCUACUACCAAUGUUAUCAUUAAGCUCGUUUUACACGUACCGGAAUUAUUGCCGCACGGUAUAAAAUCGCAUAUUAAUGCGGCGUUUUCAAAUUUUUCGUUCUUUGAAGUUAUUAUCCUUAGAGAAUGUGAACAUUUUCAGAAUUUUACCGUGUUUUUACGAUUUCAAUCGUCGUUAAGCAAGUUUCACACGUACUGGAAUUAUUGCCGCACGGUAAAAAAUCGCAUAUAAAUGCGGCGUUACAAGUUUUUCAAUCUUUGAAAUUGACAUUUUCAGAAUUUCAGAUUUUAAUCGUCGUUAAACAAGUUUCACACGUAUCGGAAUUUUUGCCGCACAGUUUCAAAUCGUAUUAAGCUGAAAUUAAACGUUUGGACAUUUUAUCUUUGGUUUAUUCGAAAAUAGUCAAUUUCACCAUUUUUUGGAAAAGAUUAUUGUAAUCCUUGAGCUUGUUUCACACGUACCGGAAUUAUUGCCGCGCGGUAAAAAAUCGCAUAUAAAUGCGGCGUUACAAGUUUUUCAAUCUUUGAAAUUGACAUUUUCAGAAUUUUGCAGUUUUUUUACGAUUUUAAUCGUCGUUAAACAAGUUUCACACGUAUCGGAAUUUUUGCCGCACAGUUUCAAAUCGUAUUAAGCUGAAAUUAAACGUUUGGACAUUUUAUCUUUGGUUUAUUCGAAAAUAGUCAAUUUCACCAUUUUUUGGAAAAGAUUAUUGUAAUCCUUGAGCUUGUUUCACACGUACCGGAAUUAUUGCCGCGCGGUAAAAAAUCGCAUAUAAAUGCGGCGUUACAAGUUUUCAAUCUUUGAAAUUGACAUUUUCAGAAUUUUGCAGUUUUUUUACGAUUUUAAUCGUCGUUAAACAAGUUUCACACGUAUCGGAAUUUUUGCCGCACAGUUUCAAAUCGUAUUAAGCUGAAAUUAAACGUUUGGACAUUUUCUCUUUGGUUUAUUCAUGAAGAUCGAUCGAAAACAGUCAGUUUCACCAUUUUUUGUAAACGAUUAUUGUUAUCAUUAAGCUUGUUUCACAAUGUACCGGAAUUAUUGCCGCACGGUAUAAAAUCGACAUAUAAAUGCGGCGUUUUCAAGUUUUUUGAUCCUUGAAGUUAUUAUCAUUAGAAAAUGUGAACAUUUUCAAAAUUUUACCGUAUUUUUAAGAUUUUAAUCAUCGUUAAGCAAAUUUCACACGUAUCGGAAUUUUUGCCGCAUAGUUUCAAAUCUUAUAAAGCUGAAAAUAAACUUUUGGACAUUUUCUCUUCGGUUGGAAACACACAAUUUCACCAUUUUUUGUAAACGAUUGUUGUCAUUAAGCUUGUUUCACACGUACCGGAAUUAUUGCCGCGCGGUAAAAAAUCGCAUAUAAAUGCGGCGUUUUUAGGUUUUAAGAUCUUUGGAGUUAUUAUCCUGGAAGUUUUGGAUGUUUAACUGUAUUUUAACAAUUUUAAUCAACGUCAAGCUAGUUUCGCACGUACCGGAAUUAUUGCCGUGCGGUUAAAACCGUUCAAUGGUGAAAAUCGACUUUUUGAGGGUUUUUGAAUAGUCAAACCGUUUAAAGUAUUCAAAUAUUCUCCAACGAUAUUAAUUAAUUAAUAUUUUUAAAAAAUUUUAAUUUGUGUAUGACUGUGAUAAGUAUAAUGUAUGCAGAAAAGUUUUACAAACAGACUAUGAUAAUUUAUAUUUUAUCCAAUAAACAUUGAAUUAAUGAUCAAUUAGGCAACAUCUAUUCAAAAUUUUUCCAGGAACGGAAAGAAUUAUUUUGCAAAUAGUUUUUUGUAAACAUUUUUUGUUUAAAAUUUAGUCAAUUUCAGCAGUUGUUUUCAACACAAAAAUUUCCUCCACCUAGUUGGGGUGGAACUCACGAUGUCAAAAUUUCAUUAAAAUCGAUGCAGAUUCGUGGAAAUCGGGGGUGAAAACCUCGCAAACUAAAUAUUUUCAACUAACGUUUAAUCAAACAGAUGUUUUUGCUGUUACUAUUUUUUUUUAAAGAUGAUUGGACUAUAAUUUUUUUUUAAAUCGAUGUAUUUUCAUCUGGUCUUUCGGUAGCUUUCAUUUCAUCAGUAUUUCAACAACAUUAUGCAGUAUUAUUUUUUUUGUACGACAUAAUUGAAAAGAUUUUCAAAAAAUAUGACGGACUUUAUGGAAAUACAUUUUUUUAACCCUCAAAAUUUUUGUGAUAUGUAUCGAAAUGCUCAUCACGCAAAUAUUAUUAUUCGUAUUUUACUAUAAAUGAUGUUCCAUUAUUUGGGACAACCUGUACAUAUAUAUAUUUCACUAUAUUAUUCUAGAUAUUAUCAUUGCAAUUUACCACUAUUAUAUUUUAUUAAAAAAAGAGCAGAUUUAUAAAAUACUUACUUUGUACUAUUUAAUUAGAAAAUAUUUCUCGACUGAAACGUUUUAUGAAUCUGUUGAUUUGUACAUAAAUUUUCUUCCGUUUGUAUUAUAAAAAUCACGUAUUAUAAAUAAAAUGUUACA
Molecule: messenger RNA, 5703 nt
Organism: Diorhabda sublineata
Lineage: Eukaryota; Metazoa; Arthropoda; Insecta; Coleoptera; Chrysomelidae
Exons: 7
Coding region: 268-2478 (736 amino acids)
Source: RefSeq, a predicted model, not a curated record